AUGUAUUCUAAACCAAAUCCAGUGUGGUACCAUGUGAGACCACAGAAAAAUAACCAGGAUGAAAAAUGUAGGUUGCUCAGUCUAUGUGUUGACAGACUAUUAAGUGGUCAGACUACAACCAGUGGCAACAAAUUGGAGAAGCUGGAUUCACAGCAAGUCCUGAAACUUUGUUUACGGUAUCAGGAUCAUCUACAUCAGUGUGCAGAGGCAGUGGCUUUUGAUCAAAAUGCCCUUGUUAAGCGAAUCAAAGAGAUGGAUCUGUCCGUUGUUGCCUUAUACAGUGUUAUGCAAGAGAGACAGAAGAGAUACGCCAAGUAUGCGGAACAAAUACAGAAAGUUAAUGAGAUGUCUGCAAUACUCCGGCGUAUACAGAUGGGCAUAGAUCAAACUAUUCCACUAAUGGAGAAACUUAAUAACUUAUUGCCAGAGAAUGAAAGACUUGAACCUUUCAGCAUGAGAGCUGACAAAGAUGUAAAGUACCAGUAGACUAUAAGCUAAAACUCAACCUUUUAUCCUUCACUAGAUAUGUAUACAAUCACCACUAAAUCUGCAGUUUGGAUAUUAAGUCAGUGAAGUUUCAUCUAUUUCCAGGGGAUGCUGAGCAUUUUGUUGUUACGCGCUCUUCUGCCCCACUUCCAAAAUGCUUUGGAUCCAAUGUACCAGCUAAUGUCAUUAUGAACCUUUUCAUCCAGUUUUGGUGGAACGAGUUACUUAACUAAGGAGACUGCUAAAGUCAUUUGCAGAGAUUUGAGGUCAAAUAUCUGCAUCAAUUUGCACUACUACAAAUCAGUUAGCAUCAUGGUAGCCACUACUAGAUUUUGAAUUAGUAUCCCAUCCCUCUGCAUGCAUUCAGACCUUGAUUUGAAGACUUCACUUAUUAAUUAAACUGUUUGUUUUUUCUCAUGUAGCAUACUUAGAUGGCUGAUAUAUGCCUUGUGUAUAUGUUUGAAGCAUCUCCAUGACGCGGUGAUUCUCUUUUUUUAAUCUGUAAAGAUAUCUGUUAUGCUUAGUAGAAAGUGUGUUCAUCCUUGGUACUUGAAGUGAAUAAUUAAUUAGUCAUAGUCCACAAGGGAUGGUAGGUUGCAAGCCAUCAUGCAGCUGGUCAGGGCUCUGUGGCACUGUGGUAAUGUCCCUACUUCUGAGCCAGAAGACCUGGGUUCAAGUCCCAUCUGCUCCAGAGCUGUGUAAUAAUAUCCCUGAACAGGCUGACCAGGUUAUCUUCAUAUAGCUGGUGAUGCAGUUGUCACGUCACAUUGGAUCAUUGUCCUCCCAUAUAUAGAAGGUUUGAGACGAUUUACUCUCUUUUUUGCUUUAAAGUAGGUCAUUUACUGGUUUGUAAAAUAGUCUAAUAAUGUUGAAAUGUGACUCCUGAACCCUCCUGUAAAUAACUAAACACAAUGAUGUAAUGUACAGUACAUAAUAUAGUUGGUGGAACAUAUGGAACUAAGAAAUUAAUUUAAUUUUCUUAAGGCUUUUUUAUAAUUGUAAAUUCAAUCUCAAUGUUACUUUUGUUACCUGCAACUAAUAUUUAUCAUACUUUGUGAAAGCUCCAUACUAAAGUUGGUUUUAUUUUUUUGAAGCCUGAAGUUUGAGUAAAGCUGGUAAUAUAAGCAGGCUCAAAGUGUAUGAAGCUACACAGCACUGUAAACAAUAUUGAUAAUAUUGCAUGUAGCUAAGCAUUUAAUUACUAAUAUUUAAUAUCAGCUCUACUAGUUCCUCUAGUUCUAUGAUCAGCAACAAAGAACAUAAAUUGGACACUUUCUUCUGUUGGUGGCAAGUAAAAAGAAAUUGAUUCACAGGAUCCUCAAAAAAGUGGACUCACUUGCUCUCUGAAAUAAAUCCAGAUAAUGCUGGAAAUGCAUAGUCAGCCAAUCUGCAUAUGACAAGAGAAAGAGCAAUUUGUGAAAAUGUAGGUGUUUAUUUUUUAACCUCUCUUUCAGUACAUCUCAAUGGUGGUACAAGAAGAUGAAGGCCAGAUAUUAGAUAUCACCUUUCCCCUCUGAUCAGAGUACGGCACUUUCAGGUCACCCUGAAAACAUGAACAGAACAUAGAAAUGCUUAGGUCAUUAGCAUCUGCAGAGAGAGAGGAAAAAAAAAAGUUACUAUUUUAGGUUGGUUACCUUCCAAUAUUUCCGGCAAUUUUCUACAUCCGCUGUAGUUUCCUUUUGUGGGAGCAUGAGGUAGGAUUUACUUUCAGGCACUUAAAGCAGGCUAUGAACUUGACACAAUGUUUGUUUAAAUUACACUUGUAUGUAACAGGUACCAUCUCAGAUUUUAUUUCAAAAUAUGCUCAUCAUUUCACCUCAUGAAGAACAUCUUUGUCAGUUAUCCAUCAACGCUUCAUACAUUACGCAUUUGAACAAAACAGCUCCAUCACGCAGACAUGUUGUACCAUCCUGAACAAGUUUCCAGCAUAUCUCCACCUCAGGACCUCCACACAAGUGUGCUUUAACCUGCAACUCAUGCACUCUGCAUAGCAUCAACAUUUUUGUUUCAUUUAUACCCCUGUGUUUUUGAUUCUGCCCUCGUUUACACAGCCCUUGUAUACACAGAUGUUUUCUCAGUGCUAAUUAGCAGUCCACAUUAGCAAUUUAAACCUAGCCAAAAAAACUGGAAAUCUCAUCUGUAUCAAGUAAGACCUGAGAUUUGAUUUACUGAAUACCUACAUACAGUAUAAGCAUUAAAAUUCUGAGGUAUUUGCUCUAAGCAGCACUGGUACAUUACCUAUCCAUAAACUCAAAUCACGAUAGUUACACCAUUUAUUUACAGAUGCAAAAAAGUUUGCAUCAAAUAAGCUAUGAUUACACCAGAUAUCCAGAUUUUGCCAGCUUGUCUGGAAUUUUUAAAAAAUCUCCAUGGAACUUGGCUCAGUCUUCAGAGGCAAAGUGCAUUAUUGGACAAUUACAUAACGCUAACUGGGAUUUUUUCAAAUGCAUACACAAGCCUGACAAUUAUGCAUAAUUGCCUUGAUUAGAUACUUAAUGUUGAAUUAAUUGAUGAACAGUCAUGAUUGGUAGGACUUGAACAACAAUAUUCUAAAUUAUUUGAAGUCCCUGGCUGAAGCUGUGAGAGACAAUUUCUUCAAAACUGCACAUGUGAAUUAUAAGUUGGUCAAAUUACCAGACUACAUGUUAGCAUUUCUUCAGGAAACUUCAAUGAUCUCCAUGCUGCCAGAAAAGCUGGACUGACUUCCAAUUUUUCCUAAGUCCUCCCGGGACCUACUUUCAUUCAUGCCUUCUUCGAAUUCCAUUUGACAGCUGCGGCGUUUGUAUUGUUUUUCAUAAGGGCUUUCCUCAUGCCAGCUGCGUCUGGAAUCUCGGCGGUCACAGUGUUUUUCACGCCGACGCACUGUCCCUGCCUGAUCACAGCCUGAUGAUAGCUGACUACAGCUAAAUGCUGAAUAGGCUGUGGUACCUCCAAAUAGAGUAGAACCUGACAAGAAACGAGGAGAUUGCCCAGCCAGUGUUUCUGUUGCGAAGUACCAGGUAUUAGCCAAUGAUGCAGUUGACGUUUGAGGUGAGAGUAUGUCUGAAUGCCAUCCUUUGAGCCCCAUUCCUGCUGCAGAUGUUGCCAAAUGCUGUUGGCUGCUAGAAAGACCUAGUAGAAAGUUUGUUCUGUAGUUAUCCUCCAUGCUUCCACUUCUGUGCAACGGGUACAGGAGUGUUCUAGGCAUUGUAUUUGUGCUUGCUGCUGUUUGCGCUGAAGACAUAGCUGCACUUUUUGGUGAUCCUUGCUGCCAAAUGGUUUGUGGUUGUUUUGUAUUUACCUCCAUCACAAUGGGUGUGGUGUGUUCUGAAAGCUGCUCCACUUCUUUCUGAGCAGAUGAGAAAAAACAGAACCGACCAGUUUCACCCGCAUUUGAUUCCUUCAAAGGAUCACAACUGUCUUCUGGAGAAGCAGCAAUUGGUGUAGAACUAGCACCUCCACUGUUUGUGGGAUAUGAAACAGACUUUAUGUCCAAAGAAAAUGAGCGUUUUAAUCGAUUGUUGUCCUCUAGCCUGUCCAAGGACAGGCUAAGUCCAUUGAGUCCUUGAGCCAAAAAACAUUCUUCUUCCAGACUGGCAACAGUGGAUUCCAUAAGUGCAGAUAAAGGUGUAAUAGGUGCAGUCAGAUUCUGAUCCAUAGUCUCUGAGGUAGUGGAUGUAAAGGCUUGGUUUUCUGUUACUGUAUCAAAGCGGCCACUUUCCUGCGUCACUCUCUGUUCCCCAGCUCGCUCUAACUGCAGGAAUUUUAGUUUGGUAAUGGUUCCUGUUUGUCCAGUCUGAGUUUUCAACUUUUUCUCAAAAUCCAGCAGUUGGCCAAGGAAGUUAAAGUUAGGCGAGAUGGUUGGUCUCUUCUCUUUGACAAAUCUUAAAAACAAAAGCAAAUUUCUUUGUGACUGAGAUGUGGGGUACCAUGAACUAUUUCCAAAAAAAUAGGCUUGUGUUAAUUUGGUUAUUAGGUCAGAAAAAAAUUAAAACUUUGGUCAAACUGUAUAGAGCAUUAAUCCUUCCUUACUAUUGAUAGCCAAUGUAGAAAUGAGCUUAUUGGCCAUGAUGAAGGAUACCACUUCAAAUUAGUUUUGUGAUUUGCUCGAGCAGGAAAUAUAGGAGCUGCUUAAUGGGUCUUCACCCCACAGUCCCAGAACUAUUGAUGGUGUUUAUAAGAAAUAAAAUAUGAAGAACAUCUUUAAGAAUAACAUUCCUUCUCCAUUUAUAAAACAAUAAUUCAGUUUUUGGUAGAUCCAGAGAAAAAAAAGUGUAAAAUAACUGAGUAUUUAUGGUAAUGGCCCCUAAACACUAUCAAAUCAAAUGUAAUUCUGUUGGAAACCAAGCAGGCUCACUAAUUUCCUUCAAAGAAAGAGAACCGGCUUACAUGACAGACCCUAGCCUACGUGCGAUUGUAUCCGAGUGGUUAAACUCAUAAUGGUAAUUUAGGAGUAGGUUACUUUAACCAGCAGGCCUACUGAAUGAAUCAAUGGAUACAUUAUUGUAUAUUCCUUUGCUCUAUUAUCUUUUAAUACCUUUGAUAGAUUUGUCAGCCCAGCACUGUCUGCUAUUUCCAAAAGAGUUCCAACUUUCAGCAAUUCUUUUGAUAAAGAAGCAUUUCCAAACUUUGCUUGAGAAAGGUGUGACUGUAACAUUUAGGCUAUGUCACCUAGUUUUAGAUCCUGCAAGCAGUGGACAUAGUGUCUCUAUUCUACCAGUUGCCUUGAUAUUCUCAAAUUUAAUCAAUUUCUCCUUAAUUUUACUAAUUCCAGAGACCAGUAUCCUAAGUAUUUUAUUGGUAAUUAUUGCUGCAUAUCCUCUGGAACCAAUAUGUCCUUCCUGAGGUGUGCGAGCAACAGGAUUCUCUAAUCUAAUAUCUAUAUAUAAAAGGUCAGAAUUUCAUUUGUUUUACUGAUUAUUCUUUAUAAUUAUCCAUCACAAUUUAAUAAUUCACGUACAUGGUCUUGUAAGAUUCUUUGGACCUCCACCAUUUUCAGUUCAUCUCCACUUUUUAGGUCUUAUAAAGACAAUCAAAGCCACUCCUGCUGUCUCUUGCCACUUGUCUCCAGGCUAGAGAAGUAGUGAACAGGAGCAUCUUUUAAAAAAUGAAUGAUGACAGCCCCAGCUCUGCGCUGUUCACUCCACCCACCAAGUUCCACCUUUAGGUCAGAUCAAAUUGGAUCCAAAGCUUGAAUGGGAACAUAGGUUCAAGAGAUGUAAGCAGUGAGAGAGAGAGAGAGAGACACACAGUGAAAGACUUGGGGAUGGAGAGCUGGAGCUUUCAGGAAGCAGGAGGUGCCGUUAAAUGAAAUCAGUGUAAAACAAAAAAGUGUAGAAAUUUAGAAAUGUAAAGUAUUUCAACUUGCAAAGUAAAAUGUAUUUUGUUCUGAUAAGGGUUUUAAUGGAAAAAAAUGUGAUGUACUUAAAGUUGCAGAUUUCAGGGGCACUGCAAGUUUCAGUGAGGACUUGCUGUAUCUGCUUAUUAUCCUUAGUUUGUUCAAUCUGAUCAGUUCAUAAUUUGUCCUCAAUUCAGAGAGCUUCAGCUUUUGCUGAUAUUUGAUUAAAGUUUCUGUAAGACUUUGUCUUUCUUGGAGUCUGUGUAAAAAGCAGCCAUCGACAUUCUCCUGUACAGGAACAUUUUGAAAAUGUUCAACAAUUUUCAUUGGGUGUGUCCCGCCUUUUGCAGAUCCAUACCGGCCAGCUGAAAAUUUAAGGUGUUCAGCUGUUCUGUCCUUAAUCACUGGGGAAAUUUAUGCCCUGAUUUUCCCCUCCUUAAAAUAUAGGAGCAGUUCCUGAUCAGAGGGCAAAUAGAAUGUAGCCUGCUUCCUGAGAAACUGAAUUGUAAAACAUUCCAUUCUGAAGAUGGGACACUUUUAGUGCCAUUUUUUUUUCAUUACAACAAUUUUGCUGCAUGCUUGUUAUUACUUUUCUUAGGUUUUCCAAGAUGCUAAUCUCUUCUAUAUCUGCCAUUUCCUUAUUUCAGUUUCACUAUUUAUAACCUCAUUUAGUUUUUAAGGAAUCUACAUUGUAGAAGAGGUGGUGAAGAACAAUUAGGAAAAAGAUUUUUGUUUUCCUUGCAAAUUUCAUCUGCUUCGCCCAUUCUAUCCUAUUUAUUUCUCUUCAGUUCUGGUAUGUACUUUUGUUUUAUGGUGCCCUUAAUACUUUAGUCACCCAUAGUUUUUUUUUUGACAAGCUUUUUACUUGGGAAUAUAAGCCAGUUCUGUAUUGCAUCAAGUCCUUUUUCAACACUCCCUGCCAUAAACCCUGAACUUUACAAGAUGAUUCUGCCUUGCCUUUUAUUACAUAACCAUGUUUAGAAAAAGAUGAAAUCAUGAUAAGCAUUUUUUCAAAUGGAUGUAUUUGUGAUCUGGUUGCUCUAGGGAGAAAAUGUUCAACAAUAAUGUAUUCAAGCGAUGGGUGCCAGUUUUAACACCUUUUCGGGACAUUUCAUAGAAACUGGUCAGCAGCUGUUUGAGCAAAGAAGCUACUGCAGUGGACAAGCGGGAUUUUUUGAAAGUACUGGAAAGUCAACAAAGUACACUACGAUUGGGUAAUACAACAUGAGAAAACUUAGCUGAGUGGAAUGAUUAUCAAAGGACUCCAGACCUCUGGUAAUGACAGGGAGAAAUGCUGGUGCUCUGAGAUUGACUGUUUCUGUAAUGCUACGCGUUUGCCAGAAGCAAGGCAUUGUCUAAAAUUGAGACAUAUUUUGGAUUGUAUUAAUGUGACAUACUUUACCCUUAGUCUGAUUGUAUAAGUGAUCUGUUUAGUAAGUUUUGUUACAAUAAAAAUCUUGAAAUUUGAAA
Rhincodon typus (whale shark) is the source of this 7273-nucleotide messenger RNA. It is a transcript of the gene borcs5, whose product is annotated as BLOC-1 related complex subunit 5. Bases 1 to 486 code for a protein of 161 amino acids. Gene Ontology annotation, cellular component: cytoplasmic side of lysosomal membrane; BORC complex; synaptic vesicle membrane. NCBI's taxonomy places the organism in Eukaryota, Metazoa, Chordata, Chondrichthyes, Orectolobiformes, Rhincodontidae. Gene Ontology annotation, biological process: lysosome localization; organelle transport along microtubule; positive regulation of anterograde synaptic vesicle transport. The record is from RefSeq and is a predicted model, not a curated record. The transcript is spliced from 4 exons.